Messenger RNA from Sporothrix brasiliensis 5110, 2058 nucleotides. RefSeq names its product U3 small nucleolar RNA-associated protein 18. The record is from RefSeq and is a predicted model, not a curated record. Gene Ontology annotation, molecular function: protein binding. Lineage: Eukaryota; Fungi; Ascomycota; Sordariomycetes; Ophiostomatales; Ophiostomataceae. The transcript has a single exon. The coding region runs from base 1 to 2058 and encodes 685 amino acids. Gene Ontology annotation, cellular component: Pwp2p-containing subcomplex of 90S preribosome; small-subunit processome. Gene Ontology annotation, biological process: rRNA processing.
AUGGCGCCACGAUCAAAAGCCGAGCGCCAGGUGGCGGCAACUGUUACCAAUGACGCCGAAAUGUCCGAUGCAGGGAGCUCCGACUGGGAGAUUGACAACAACAACAACGACAAAGGCGGCAAACGGCGAGCCGCUCUCGUGCUGGACAAAGACGCGGAGGAAGAAGACCUGGAGCGGCUGGUGCUGGGCGACCGGGCAGGCUUCCGUGCCCAGCUGUUUGGCGGUAGUGGCGACAUUGUCGGUGACGCCGGCCGGUCGCUGGACGAGCUGGCUCUGGCUGUGAUGGACGAUCGCGGCGAAGACCGCGAAGACAACCCGUUUGAAGAUGCCGAGGACGCACACAUGUUUUUGUACGACGAGUCGAUGCAGCCACACACAUCGUUUGCCUCGACCACGACGAAGCAAAUCAAGGCCUCCGGCACCGAAAACGGCCCCGAUCCGAAUGCGCCGGCAUGGGAGGACAGCGACGACGAGCGGCUGGUGGUGUCGUUGGCCGGGCGGACGCAGCUGCGCAAGCUACGGCGGACAGAGGGCGAGGACAUGGUGAACGGCACGGUGUACGCGGCGCGGCUGCGGCAGCAGUACUUGCGGCUGAACCCGCAGCCGGGAUGGGCGGUCGAGGCAGACAAUGCCCGGCUGGAGCGGCUGCAGCUGCGGAGUGGCGGCAAGAAGAAGGAGAAAAGGGAGAAGAAGGAAAAGAAGAGCAAGAAGAAAGCGCGUAGACGGUCAUCUGCGGCUGCUGCUGCUGGCGACAAUGAUCUGUCCGACGAGGUGCGGAAUAGCGACUCCGACUCAAACCUGGAUGCCGCCUCCGACACGUCUUCGGAUUCUGACUCGUCCGACGACGAGGCCAGCUAUGAGCUGCUUGGGUCGGCCCUGCCCCUCGACGCCCUGCUGCGCAGCACCAGUGCCAUGGCCAGCGCCAGCCAGAUGCUCUUUGCCAAGGGCGGCAAGGGUGGCGUCGACCGUGCCCGCCGGCUGCGGCCCGAGGUCAUAGACAUCCAGAAGACACGCGACAUCCCGACACCGCACGCCGGCCCUGUCGGUUCCCUCAGCUUCCAUCCCGCCUACAACGUCUUGCUGUCGUCCAGCACCUCCUGCAUGCUGCAUCUGCACCAGAUCGCGCCCGGCGCCCACCCGACGCCCAACCCCCUGCUGACGUCGGUGCGCGUGCGCCGCACACCCGUGCGCCGCUCCGACUUUUUGCUUGACCCGUCGUCCGCGUCGACCGACGCCCACCAGAUUGUGUUUGCCGGCCGCCGUCGCUUCUUCCACACCUGGGACCUGGCCACCGGCAAAGUCCAAACGAUCCACCGCGUCCAGGGCCACGCGCUCGAGCACCGCAGCAUGGAGCGCUUCCGUUUGAGUCCCGCCGGCACGCACAUGGCGCUGGUCGCGACCGACCGCAAGCGUGGCGGCAUUGUCAACGUGCUGGACGUGCAGACGAUGCAGUGGGUGGCACAAGCGCGGCACGAGAGCGUGGGCGGCGUGGCGGACCUGCAGUGGUGGCGCGACGGCAGCGGCAUGACGAUUCUGGGCCGCGACGGGAGCGUGGGCGAGUGGAGCCUGGAGGCGCGGCGGUUUGUGGGCGUCUGGCGCGACGACGGCUCGACGGGCGGCACGGUGCUGGCCCUGGGCGGCGGACAGGUGGCCGGCCAGACCGGUGGUCCUGCGAUGCUGGGCGGCGACCGGUGGGUGGCCAUUGGCAGCAAGACGGGCAUUACCAACCUGUACGACCGUGCGCAGCUGGUCGAGACGAACGGCGCGGCCACCACCGUCGUGGCCACUCCCACGCCGCUGCGUGUCCUGGAGCAGCUCGUGACGCCCAUUACGAGCAUCUCGUUCACGCCCGACGGCCAGCUGAUGGCGUUUGCCAGCAAGCACAAGCAAGACGCGCUGCGGCUGGUGCACCUGCCGAGCGCCACGGUGUACCGCAACUGGCCCACGAGCAAGACGCCGCUUGGCCGCAUCACGGCCGUGGCCUUUAGCCGGGACAACGAUUUCUUGGCUGUGGGCAACGAUGCUGGCAAAACACGUCUUUGGGAGAUUCGGGCUUGA